This is a messenger RNA of Iphiclides podalirius (scarce swallowtail), 5796 nucleotides long. The record is from the annotation of a GenBank genome assembly. NCBI's taxonomy places the organism in Eukaryota, Metazoa, Arthropoda, Insecta, Lepidoptera, Papilionidae.
AUGUGUGAACAGUCUGAAAUAAAUUAUUUGGAUGGGGAAGUGGUAUGGGUGAAGCUGGGCUCAUGCUGGUGGCCCGGUGAAGUGGUGGGACCAGAGAAGCUUCCACCAGAUGUCCUGCCAUCGUUUAGGAAGCCCCCUAUUGCUGUUGUCAAAUUUUUUCAAGAAGAUACUUUUGAAUAUGUGAAGAACAUAAAUUCUAUUUACAAAUACAACUGUAGCCGGAAAACAGAAUUUAUCAACAAAGGACUGUAUAUGUACAGAACGAAACAUGGCCACAUGGAAAAAUUUCCUGAAGAUGUAAUUAGGGCAGAAACAGCAGUCGGAGGUGAUAUAAAAAUUCUUACUAGAGAUGAAUUUCAAGAGGAAAAAAAGGAGAGCUAUGCCGGCCUGUUUGGUGACCCAGGCAAAAGAACUCCCUUGUCAACUAAAAAAGGCAGAGGUGGAAGGCGACUUUCAGAUCACAAGCAGUCAACACCUACAAGAAAGAUGCAGGAAAAAACUAAUUACAAGGUGCAUAUAUUAGUACAGGGAUCAAAAACCCCAGUUAGUCAAGCUACAGACAACUCUUCUACACCAUCAACAAGUCGCGCGGGUUCCGAAGCAGCUGAAGAAAAGUCUGAAAAAUCUGAAAAUGCUGUAGAGCAACCUGUUACAGCUUUUACCACCCCUACGAUGUCUAGUAGUGGUAUAUAUUCAUGUCAUGCAUGUUCGUUUACUACGACGCGACUCAAUGUUCUUAUCAUGCACAACAAAACUCAUAGUAUUACAUUUACACCAUACACACCAUCACCAGUGAGGAAAAAGAUUGCAAAAGUAAAAUCAACACCCAAUUCAUGUAAAACCCCAAAAGUACGCAAAAUUAAAAAAGAAAAGCCUGUUAAAGUAAAUAAUAAUAGCCAAGCACAAAAACGUUUAUCGCAAGAACAAGCUGUAGAGAUAGAAGUAAAGAAGCCGAAGACUGACGCGGAAAUUAAAAGUAGUCUUUUAGCCGAUUGGGAUGAUGUGGGUGAAGAUUCGAACGAUGAAUCAACAAUGGCUAUGACGGGGUCUCCCGAAGUGCCUGUGGGGGCUGAGUCUCCCGAUGUGCCGACACCAGCUGAACUGCCAAGUGCGCAGAUCCCUGAAGAAAUAUCCUCUGUACGCAAGAGUUCUGAAGAACUACAAUCGUCAGAAAAACCCGAAUCUUCUAGUGAUUCUAAAUAUGAAUUUUGUGAAGAUGAAGACUGGUCCCUAGAAGAAGAUGCUGGUAGAAAAAUUCCUCGCGUAAAAAACCCAUCUAAGCGUAAAGAAAGUAUUAAAAGCCUUAGUGUCGAGGAUGACGAUGUAGCUAAAGAGGUAGCAGAAUUACUGAAUAAAACGGUUGUGCCUGAAUUACCAUCGGUGCCAGAAUCUUUGAAAGUCGAGGAAAAUUUUCCAGAGCUCUCGAUAGUAAAAUCACCGGAUAAAACGAUUGAUUCAUGUGCCAGUGAAAAAGCACCUGAAGCAAACAACCCUCAAGAAAAUGCAAGUGUUAGUGAUCAACCUACUAAAACAAUUUUUAAAACGAAAACAUUUUUUCGGAGUCGACACUCUAGAAGUCAAGACGCUAUAGGGAAGUAUGUGGCAGAGCAGUUGAAUGCGGCUGAGAGAAUGGAUAUGUCUGAAAGUGAAACAAACGGCGCAGAGGUUACGUCUUCACCCGAACCUAGAGAUUCGCCAGUUGAGCAUAUUAAAGUCGCACGUCUGGCUCCUAAAAUACAGCUUAAAAAGAUGAAAGCUGAAGCCGCUCAACAACAGCAGCAGAAAGAAAGAAGUAUUUUAGAUCGUAACAAAAGCGAUAUAUCAAAUAAUACAACAAUACCAUCAGAAGUUAAAAUAAAUGUGACGAAUGAUCUUACAAUUGAAAAAAAUUCAACUAUUGACCCAUUUAACUUUUCUCAAAUUAAUCCAAACAGAGAGGCAGUAUCAACUUCGAAUUCAUCCUCCAAGAUUAUGACCAGCAAAGAUGACAGUUAUGAUGAAAUUUCAGGGAAAUCUAUGAUCGAAGAAGCAAUUGUAAACGAUGAUAAUAUCGAAAAAGAAACUCUGACUGUAACUACAAAAGAAAAUAAUACAGAAGUUGAAUUGUGUUGUGUUGAAAAGAAUGAGAUAGAAGCACAACGACUAAGUUACGAUAAAUCCGUCGAAUCCCAUUUAACUAAGACAGCUGUAGACGCUUUACUAAGUGUAUCUCGGGAGAACGAUCGUGUUACAAAAAAUAUUGGUGAUGAUCCACCAGAGGAUCUGUUUGAAGAUGACCAAAGAGAUAGCUGCCCUGUUAACAUUCUUAAUGGUUAUAAUAAGACAGAAUACAAUAAGCUCGACGCAUUUCAAGAGAGUGAAGUUGAACGUACUGAUAACCACGUUGCUCCUGAAAAUGAAAGUGCAACUAAAAAUAGCAAGGAUACAAUUUUAGAGAACGAUAACACGAAAAGUGUGUCAUAUGAUGAUGAUAUUAAACAAAGACAUUUAGAUAACGAAGACGAUCCUUCUGAUAAUGUUCCAACAGAAUGUGAUCUCCAAAUCGCAGAGGCUCUCAUCAAUUUACCAUCAACAGCUAUUCAAAAUAAAACUUUUAAUGAACACCAGGGCCCAAUUUCGCCGUAUAAAUCUAAGUCAUCAGAGGCGUGCAAGCCGAUCCAAGAAAAUGAAAAUGUUAUAAAGGCAGUCUGUACAAAAGACUUGAAGGUUACAGAUCUUGCGUCAGAUUUUGCAAACGAAAACGAAAGCAUAGUUCGGUAUGAAACUGAGCAAGAAAAAAGUGAAAAUCUAAAUGCGGCACAAUCUUUGGUACAGAUGUCAGAGUCAAUCGAUCAUUCUAUAAAUUUCGGUGAAGUAAAUUCAGGAACUAAAGAUGAAAAUGGCUGUGCCAAGAAAGGUAGUGGUAAAUGUGAAAGCACUGUUGAACAAAAAUUAGCAUUAAUGUCUGAAGAAACUGAUGCAGAACAAUCGGAUGGUAAAACGACGUUGUACGAAACAUCGUCAUCUAAAUUAUUAAAGAUAUUGGAAGAGCCUUCUACACCGAAAGUAUCAUCAAGUAAAACGGUUUUGACGAAACAGGUUAUAAUGCCCGGGAAAGAGAAAAUACUAAAUUUCGACGUUGGCAAACAGUCUUUUAAAGGUAAGUCACAGUCGCCCAAACAGAAAAUAAUCAUACGUCGAACUAUGCCAAGUAAGAACUUGUUGAACAAUGUAAACGAAGUUUCUAGCCUUGAUAAGAUUAUAUUGUCGCGCACUAACAAAUCUGCUCAGGACGGCUCAUCCGUACAGACUUAUACUAUUCAGACAUCACCGGAAACUCCUACUGACACUAACACUAUACUAAUCCAACAGAAAAUUAGAAAAGUCACCAAACCUAUGGCGAAAUUACAAAAAAUAAAACCGCAGACUUCACUCGUCGCCCACGUCAAUGAUAUAAAGCCCGUUACUGAAUCAUCAAACGAGGAACCUAUGUUUGACAUUAAUUCUAUGCCAGUAGUAUUGUCCGACGAUAUACUUACGCCCGAGAACAUUGAAAAAAUGCCCAUUGUAAUGUCCGACGGCAACAUCAUAACGAAUCCAACUAAUCCACCAAAACUUUUGAAAACGAAACAGACUGUAAUCGAAAGCGAGAAGAUCGCGUUAAGUCCUAUAACCAGUAAGGCGGAAAUCAAAACAAUUGUAAUGGGUCCAUCGAACGAAGGUGCUAAAGUGACAACUCCCAAUAUUCUUUCCAAGUCGUCGAAGCUGCGCGGCGCUAAACCUAUGUUGGUUAUAGAAAAAGCCACUGGCAAAAAGAAAAUCAUAAUGACGCAAUCGGAGCCCGUGGCGAAAGAGGUGAAACAAGCACCACCCGCUCUUUUACAGACCGUUCAGCCGGCUGGCGCGAAAACGGAAAAGUUCAUAAUUCUACCUUCGCCUAGUUCGCCACGUACAUCGCGGACGCAAAAAAUCGUGAUAGACCCCCAAACGGGGAAGGCCCAUGUGCUCGUUGGGAAGGGCGCCGAAACGAAUUUGGGCGCACCGGAAACCAAGACCGUUUCGGCGAAACUUAUGCAGUCUACUUCGGACAACGCCUCACCGGGUAACACUGUCAUGAUCAUUACCAACUCUCAAGGCGGUCAGUCAAAAAUUAUCCUGACGCCGGAACACGAAAAGAUUUUGUUCCCCAAUAAAGCGAACGUAUCACAACUGAAGACGUUCACUCAAAGGAUAACAACAAAUUCAGGUAUUCAGCAGAAGACUAUUCCAUCAGUGGCCACGGCCAAGAGUCAAACUAGGAUCGUGCCCAAGCAAAAAAGUGCAAUCAUCACAUCAAAGGGUCAACUCAUUGUUGGGGGAUUAGUGUCUUCCACCCAGAACAUCGCUCCGAUGCCCGAAAUAAGACCCGCCUUGAAGAGGAUAGUGCCCGCGGAGCCGAAAAAGAUUAUCCAGACAAUUCAGAAAGAUGGACCGGAACCGUUAAUAUUCCUUCAAAGGAAAUCCGGUACUGUUAUGCAGAUAACUGCAGCGCAGUUUGAGCAUUUGCAAAGGACGGGUCAGUUCAUACCAAAAUCACCUGGACCUGUGAUGGAAAAUAAAAUCGUCCUACAAAAGUCUGUUAACCCGCCGGUAAGUGAACCGACGUUAGUGAGCACAGCGAAGCAAAGGGUAAGAAAGGGCACGGUCGAAUCCCGGAUGCCGAUUAAGAAGCCCAAACAGGAGAUACCCAUAGCUCCUGCUCCUGCGCCCAUAUCACCGAUGCCGGCUUUGACGCCCUUGUCUAAUACAAUGUCGACGACCAUACCACCCGUUCUAAGCGCGGCCGCCACGGGCUCUGCGUACCCUGACUUGGAGAAUUUCGAGGAGCUUUUGCCGUCGACCGCGAUUGCGCGACAAUGCGAGCCCGUCGUGGUACAACCCGAGCCAGAUCAGCCCAGCGCGCCCCCUCAAGCGGCGAUCUCCGACGGCCAACUGCUGGCAGUGCCCGGGGAGCAUUUCGGGGGGCUACCCGGCUCGUUCUACCUGUGCGUGGAGGACAACGGAAACUACACGAUAGUGGACAACCGACCGCUGAUGUUGGAGAACAACCAGCUCGUGCCGAUGGCGGAGCCCCUGCCCGUUAUAGCGCCGCAACCGGAGCGCAGGGACAUACUGGAGGCGGCGCUCGCGAACAGCGACGUGUUCCACGCGGAGGGCGCGCGCGAGGAGGCGCCCGAUUUCCGGGACCUGAACGCGAACGUCUCUGUGCACUGCCGCGUCUCCGAGACCAGCACGACCCUCAACCAGCCCAUAAUGACGCCCGUCGAGGUGCCGACCAAGGUCGAUACGGAGCCCGCCGUGCCGGCCAACCUGGAGGACGGGCUGGCCGUGAUAGGCGUGACGCCGCCGACCGUGCCCACAUCGCUAGAGCUGCCCAUCACGGUGACGGAUCCACGGAUAGCGCCUAAGACCACGGACCCGCUGAGCAACAACUACGGUGCCGCGGUGCUCCCCUCGCCCGGAGCGGAGCUCGCUUUCGUCUCCGAGAAGGCGGACGCGCCCGUCGAGCCGAUUUCCAUGCCGCUCCUUACGGACGACGAGUCCGUGGGCAAGUCAAUGCCGAUAUUGACGGACGACGUGACGGACAGGACAGUGUCAUCGGUGGAGUCCGCCGUCGGCUCGCCCUGUUCGAUGGACGUCAGGGAGUCCGAAACCGAGGACAGCAGCCAGUGGUCGCAGCGGAUGUUUACGCCCGGCUCGGAUUCAUCCGAAACCUCGUCCGAGAUACCAAUGCAGCCAGUUAUAAAACUCUCCGCUAACGAUAUAUCUCACAGUGAA